UUCGUUUUUAAUUUGUGUAUCGCGGCCUCUGCCUCGCUCUGCUCUCAAUCAAGUCACCCGCGCCUUCGAAUCCGACGCAGCGUCGGCGACGCUCCCCCCGCCCCACCUCCGCCCUCCGCCUCCUUGAAUGCCUAAUUAAACAGCCCGCCGCUCCUCCCCUGUCGGCCGGUCUUCCUCCUCCAGUCGGCAGUCGCACCCUCAGACGCCUUAGAAUCUCAGAUUGUAGUUGUUGGGAUUUGACAAAAGAUAAGAGGUAUUGUUUGGGAACACAUUGUGUUGUUGUGAGAGAAAAGUGAAGGACAUGGAAGAGCAGUUUAUACUGAGAGUGCCACCAGCUGUUGCCGAAAGAAUUGAGCGGCUCUUAAAUGAUUCAUCUGCUUCUUCUGAAGACAAGAACUUGGAUAUGGUGUUUUCUGAGGAUGGAAGGACUGGUACAUUUGUUAUAGGAAAUGACCGCUUCUCUUCUUCCCUCUUGGAUCUUCCCUCUGUUGUAGAGUCAUACAAGACUUAUGAUGACAAUGUGUUGAUUAAAACUGCAGACAUUGGUCAAAUGAUAAUGGUUAGGGAGGAGAGUGACGGUGUCCCCGAAGCAGUGGAGUAUAGACAUGGACUUACUCCACCCAUGAGGGAUGCUCGAAGGCGAAGAUUUCGCCGGGAGCCAGAUUUAAAUCCCGAGGUUGUCCGUCGUGUAGAGAAAGAUUUGCAGAACAUCAUGGCUGGUGGAACAGCGGAGAAUAUUGGUGUUGAAAUGGUUGAGCCCGGGGAAUAUGGCGAUGAACAUGCUCGCAAUGCGAAUAAGCAAGUGGCAUCUACACCUUUAGCAAAGCCUGAUGCGCCUGAAGCUGAAACGGUUGGUGGGGAGCCUGAUGGGAGUGAUUCUGAUGAGACUGAUGAUUCUAUGUGAACCAAAAGCCUGAAAAUCUGGAUACAUGAAUGGGGAAAAUACUAUUGGCUUAUUGAAUUAGUGAUGGGAUGGAAUUAUGCCUGCUAUGUCUCCUUUGCGAAAAAUUCUGUGCCGACACCGGCAGCACAAGGUUCUAAUAGGUGCUUUGUGGUUUCUUCUGAAGCUUUGAUGACCAGUAGCAUUAUAAACUCUAGUAACCUUUGUAAAUUCAUCUUUAUUGUAACACUGAAUAGCACAGCUAUGGGCUUUUCUUAAUAUAUAUGAGAAACAAGAGUUAUGCA
Messenger RNA from Salvia miltiorrhiza (redroot sage), 1185 nucleotides. RefSeq names its product transcription initiation factor TFIID subunit 7-like. Gene Ontology annotation, cellular component: transcription factor TFIID complex. Bases 302 to 904 code for a protein of 200 amino acids. NCBI's taxonomy places the organism in Eukaryota, Viridiplantae, Streptophyta, Magnoliopsida, Lamiales, Lamiaceae. The record is from RefSeq and is a predicted model, not a curated record. The transcript is spliced from 6 exons. Gene Ontology annotation, molecular function: RNA polymerase II general transcription initiation factor activity. Gene Ontology annotation, biological process: transcription initiation at RNA polymerase II promoter; RNA polymerase II preinitiation complex assembly.